AAAUGUACUUUUUAUUUGAACUUAGUCCCCGUAUGAGUUCUGGUAGAAAAGGGAAAUCCCCGUGUAAUAUUUCACCAAACUUCUAAACAAAAUUUUGUUUUCGAAAACUUUUAAAUAAGUUGUCAAUUUAAAAUGAAUCCGAAUUAUCGAGGUUACAAUCAAAAUACGCCGAGGAACUAUUUCACCCCAAGUCCCAACCAACGUUGGCAAAGAAACUCAAGUUUUGAUUCAAACUAUUCCCAUCGCCCCAAUUAUUCACCCCAACCCAACUAUUCACCCCACACCCCCCGUUACGGGACUCCACCUUUCCGGGGGUGGGGCAACAACCGACGGUCAUCGGGUUACCAUGGAAACAAACCAACCAACCAAAGAUAUGGGGUUGAGGUUUAUUACAAUCCAUCCAUGACACAAGACCCGUGGAAAGAUUUACCGAAUUAUAAACCUGAUGUUUCUGCUUCAUGAGAACGAGAUGUUUUAUUUGUUUUUAUUCAUCUUUAUACGUUUUAAGCAUCAGGUCCAUCGUGAACCUGCCAUAAUUUGCUUAUUGUUUUCACCAGUUAAUCACACUUUGAUGUUUUGACUGUUUUAAUACAAACCCAACCUUCCAUGUAUACGACACAAUUGUCUUUGUUUGUUUCAAUCGUUUCGAAUCUUAGCGCACCAUAUACAUGGGACCGUUAUGUUUGUAUUUAAACUGAACUGAAAUUUUAGAAUUGCUUAAACAAUUGAAAAUAAAAUAAUUCUUUUUUGGCUGAAUAUAUGGUGUGACAUUUUUAAAUGAGUUAAAAUUUGUGAGGUGUUCUCUGUUUAUGAGUUACGUGUAAUAAUUGUGGGGGGAAGUUUUUGAAGUGUCAAUAAAAUAAACAAAGAAAGA
Messenger RNA from Ciona intestinalis (vase tunicate), 874 nucleotides. Lineage: Eukaryota; Metazoa; Chordata; Ascidiacea; Phlebobranchia; Cionidae. The record is from RefSeq and is a predicted model, not a curated record.